Molecule: messenger RNA, 2148 nt
Organism: Prunus persica (peach)
Lineage: Eukaryota; Viridiplantae; Streptophyta; Magnoliopsida; Rosales; Rosaceae
Product: protein TIC 56, chloroplastic
Exons: 5
Coding region: 338-1891 (517 amino acids)
Source: RefSeq, a predicted model, not a curated record
AUACGAGGGAGGGAUGUUCAAUGUUGUGAUAAAGAAAAAAAAACACAGAAUGUGUUAUAGAAAAAUAAUAAUAAAAUAAAUAAAUAAAAACAAGAAUGUGAUUUGAUAGAAUUUGAUUCAAAGAAUUAUUAGGGCCCGAAAAUUAGUCAUUAGAUUUAGCCCAGGAUCAAACUUCUCAGGCCAAGCCCAAACUUGAAUUACAUCCACUUUCAGCAGUCAAGGCUCAAAACCCCUCUCUUUCUCCGUCCCUCUCAUCUCCUCCAUUUUCAACCUCUGUGUGAACAAUAAAACCCAAAAAUCUCAAAUUUAGAGGUUUCCCAAAUUCACACUUCCUCCAAUGGCCUCCAUCAACUUCAACCCCUUCGAAAGCUGGUUCAAGAAACCGCCAAACCCACUCCCGCCUAUCAACCUCCUCUCACUCACAGACUCAUUUUUCCACAGAGCCACCCAAACAACAACCUCUCCCAAUUUCUCUGCACUCAGUCUCUCAAACCUCUUCAAGGGCCCUCCAAAACCCGACCCGAAAACCCCAUCCGAACCCGAGAAACCGGGACCCUACACCGAGAUGCUGGAGCAGUACUUCUGGGAAUGCGAGAACGCACCAGAUUACAGGCACGCCCCAGAAGUCGAUAAGAUACUGAGCGAAGACCCAAUAUUCGAAAAGAAAGAGAACCCAACUGAGGAGGAGCUCAGAGAGAACGAGAAGUUCUGGAAGGAGUUCAGGGAGAGCCCAGUUGUGCAGUUCUUGGCUCGAGCUGAGCAGAUUGCCGAGAAGAUCAACGAGAUGGAGCUCAAAGAGAAUGACAGGCCGUACAGGGAUGAAGAUAAGAAACUGUGGCAGGCUGUGCCGAAUGUUAUUGGGCCGGACGGAAGACCCAUGCCCAGGAAGGCCAUAAAGACGAGGGAAGAGUCUGAUGACAAGUUCUGGGAUUUUACAAGGCAGUUCUUUUUUGGGCUUUGGGGGUUCCGCCAGAGGCCUUACCCGCCCGCCCGGCCUAUCGAUGUUGCUCAAGCAGUUGGGUAUAAGAAGCUUGAGAAGCGCUACUAUGACUUUAUCAUGAGAAGUGGUGGAUGGUACUAUAAGGACCGGUUGGGCCGAACAAGAGGUCCAUUGGAGCUUAUAACUCUUAAAACGGCUUGGGGUGCUGGGAUUAUUGACAAAGAUACAUUCAUUUGGGGUGAGGACAUGGAUGAAUGGGUUCCUAUUCACAUGGUUUAUGGGUUGGAACCUGCUAUUGCCACUUGGGAAGUUAGACUUGGGGCUGCUGCAACUGCUUUUAUUCACAAACUACAAAAAGGAAUUCCUCCUUGGGUUCCACUCAAGGGACAUGAGAAAAAAACCUAUAAGCAGCUACAAGAGGAGGCUAUAGAAAGCAAGAGACGAGACUUAGCAGUACUUGAAGCUAACGAUGGUGUUUGGCCAGGCGUUAGAAUUCCGAGUCAUGCUCUAUUUCUUUGGGCUAGUGGCUCUGAACUGACAACAAUUUUGGAAGAGGAUCACAUGCCGAACAAGUACAUUCCAAAAGAUCUUAGAAUUGAAUUGUCUAAAGCUAUCCCUGGGUUAAGGCCAUGGGAGGUUCUAAGUGUGGAACAAGCAAUGGAUCAGAUAACAUACGAGGGAGAGUGGUACCGCGAACCUCUUGGCACCUACACGACAGGUCCUCCAUACAUUCGACAUUGGAAUAUGGAUGUCAAGAGACUCUAUAGGAUUUUUGCCAACCUAAGCACCCGAGUCUACCUGAAAAUGGAGAGAACAAUUCCUGGUUUCGAUAAAAUAAUGGAGAAAGUUCAAGCUGAUGCUAAUGCAAGGUAUGCCAGACGUAAGGCGAGAAGAGAGGCAGAGAAGAAAGCCGCGUUGGAAAGAUCCUUGGGAGUUCAAAGUAAUCCUUAACUUCAAAAGCCCACCUUCACUUCAUGGUGAUAGCUUUGAGAAUAUACUCGUGAAUGCAUGGGAGGAUGGUAAGGUUAGAUAUGAAAAGAGACUCUCUUCGUUUUGUGCUGCCAAAGUCCUCUUUCACUCUGAGUCGAUUGUACCUACAGCCAUCUAGUUUCAAUUUUGUAAUAAACCCUGUAUCAAAUUUUUUUCUCUUUGUAUCAAACCAUUUUUAACAUGGAAAGUAUGUGAUCUUUCUGUUAACUCAAUGUCAA